Molecule: messenger RNA, 2635 nt
Organism: Haliotis rubra (blacklip abalone)
Lineage: Eukaryota; Metazoa; Mollusca; Gastropoda; Lepetellida; Haliotidae
Product: multiple epidermal growth factor-like domains protein 10
Exons: 5
Coding region: 425-1522 (365 amino acids)
Source: RefSeq, a predicted model, not a curated record
UGAUAUAAACAGCUCAUUAUGUCCGUAUCAAACGCCUAGAUGUCGAUUUAUACAAUAACAUAAUGUUGUUUACGGUCUGGCAUGUUUCUAUUUAAGAACACAGUACUUUCUACAGGGUAGUGAUCUUUCAGUGUCCCUCUGAUAUAUGUCCACGUGUAAGCCUCAGGUUGCCGUAUAUGGAGGUCCAACGUAAAUAUUGCCGUAUUACUCAUUCGAAACAAUUUCUGAAAUAUGUUCCUUGUGUUCAAUGCAGUUCAUCGUCCUCCACUCGUUGGUAGACAUUUAUAUACACGUUAUGAGCCAGAACGUUUAAUUUGUGUUGAAAUAUUUUCCUCUACCGUGAACAACUUGAACAUUUAUUUGAUCAAUGCAAAACAGGUUUGUUCUCUAGAGAAAUCCAGUCAACCGAGACCUUGAGGCAGUCAUGUAUGGAAGAAACACGCAUUUCGUUGUGCGUGUAUUCAUUUUCCCAAACACAUCAUCCCCCAUGACGAAACGAGGAAAAAUGUUCACGUUGACUAUUCUCUCCCUAGCCUGUAUAUUUUCGCACACACAAGCUUCUCACUGCACCGAGGACCAGCAUUGUUCGGACUGUGACAUCACGACAGGAUUCUGUACCUCUGACUGUCUACUUGGGUUUUAUGAUCAGAAAUGCAGGUCCAAGUGCAACAAGAACUGUCUGGGCAAAGCGUGCUCACUUUCAAGCAAUGGUAAUGACAAUUGCACGAAUGGUUGCGUGUCUGGAUACCAGGGUACCGGCUGCAACAUACCAUGUGACAGUACAGGAGGUAGCUGUACAGCAUGUCCAGGUGGUUGUGAUGGAGGAUAUUGUCAGCUGGGCUCUUCCUGUGUGUCUGGAUGUGUAGACUCCUACUACGGGGCUGGCUGUAAGAACUGUUCAAGUGGAUGUAAGCAAUGCAACAGAAUAACAGGAACAUGCAUUGAGACGAACCCCGCCAGCGGUUGUGAAGGUGGUUGUGUACCUGGACAUACUGACAGUGGUUGUAAACAUGGCGACUGUGUCCACGGAUCCCGUCACCCAGAUGUUAAACCCCCGGAUACAGGAUGUAAGCCGGGGUUGUAUGGGGACCACUGCAACAAGUCAUGUCGAGUUUGUGGUGAUGGAGAUUGUGAUCAGAUGUCAGGAUUCUGCUUCAGAGGCUGCAACAAGACCGGGCGUGGAUGCAGAUCUUCAUGCAGACUCAACUGUACCCUAGCUGAAUGUACCAUCGAAACAUGCCCUGAAGGAGACCAAGAGGUCAGUGAUGAUCGGGACCUCAAUCAAUCAAUCAACAUGGGUCUCUUGACAGUGCUCUGCCUCUUUGUAUUCUGCAUCCUGAUCACUGUCUGUGUCUGCUACUGCAGAAUUACGUUCUCACAAAGAGCGGGGGCGGUCCAAGAGGAAGUUGAAUAUCGAGAUGAACCAGCCAGAGAGAGGCUGGCAUCCAUGUACAUAAGGUCUCACCAUACAUACUGUGAUGUCGACGAAAGUGGAACUGGUCCAGUGAUAAUCUUUCUGUAGACGGUUCAGAUGAGACAUUGUGAUGAAGAGGAGAUAGACAUGGGUCUAGUGAUAGUCUUUCUCUAGACGGGUCAGAUGAGACAUUGUGAUGAAGAGGAGAUAGACAUGGGUCUAGUGACAGUCAUUCUGUAAACGGUUCAGAUGAGACAUUGUGAUGAAGAGGAAAUAGACAUGGGUCUAGUGAUAGUCGUUCUGUAGACGGUUCAGAUGAGACAUUGUGAUGAAGACGAGGUAGACAUGGGGUCAGUAAUAGUCUUUCUGUAGACGGUUCAGAUGAGACAUUGUGAUGAAGACGAGGUAGACAUGGGGUGAGUGAUAGUCUUUCUUUAGACGGUUCAGAUGAGACAUUGUGAUGAAGAGGAGAUAGACAUGGGUCUAGUGAUAGUCUUUCUUUAGACGGUUCAGAUGAGACAUUGUGAUGAAGAUGAGGUAUACAUGGACCUAGUGAUAGUCUUUCUUUAGACGGUUCAGAUGAGACAUUGUGAUGAAGACGAUAUAGACAUGGGGUGAGUGAUAGGCUGUCUGAAGACGUCGAUGAGGAUUCCAGAAGACAUUGUGAUGAAGACGAGAUAAACAUGGACUGGUAAUAAUCCUUCGCGUUGAUGACGUAGAUGAAAGAUCCUGACAUAUGCUAUCUUGUGCAGGGGAUGUCGACUUGAUCUAUCACUUCAAGGACCAUCUUAGAAUAAAUUCAGGAGGGAAUACCAAUCCCAUUAAUGAGAUGCGGUGAUCUUGUUUCCGUUGAAAUGACGUACACAUAUCACACUGGGACUCUCCAACUUCAAGAUAUGUCAUGGAGAUGUUGUGAUUAGCAGCAUUCCGACUCGGCAUUUCCUAUAAUCAAUAAUAUAAGAAAAUGUUGACUGAUAUGAUAUAUAAAAUGUAGACCUCUUAUAGUCAUUGUCGCUGCGUGUGGCUCAUUACGUCCACACCCAUUCAACUUUCAAUUUCCUUUCCAUGACAGUUUCGUGCAGACUAAUAAUAUAAAUACCAUUUCAAAAUAGUUGCACAGCUCCAUUUGUGUACAGCCCCAAUCAACGACAAGGUGACUGACGAUGUUCAGUCACGCACAGUGUAUUUGUUUUGAAUGUUGAAUAAAGAAUCUAAAUAAUU